UCGCUUGAGGUUUCACAGCGCCCUCUACCAAGUUUCGUAACUUUGACAACAUAUACAUGAAAUCAUUGAUUCUCGAGACAUCUCGCCAUGACCGUGACCAAUGUCGCCAGCCGAUCGGACAAUGGAUGCCAAUCUCGUGUCCGGCUUUCAUAUCGCCAACAUGUCAGUCGGCUAUUUCAAUUAAAAGCCGAGCAAGAGCCUUCGUCGUCAUCUUCCACUCUGCCCAAGGUCUUGGUAGGCGGGGGUACCGGCUUUGUAGGCGGAGUUCUUUGUCAAAGCCUCAGACAAAAAGGCUAUUCAGUCACAGUGAUAUCGAGAUCUGAAGGAGCAUCCCGAUUGACUUGGGAUGAAUUGAAGGCCCAAGGACUGCCUGAGAAUACCAAGGCUGUCGUGAAUCUGGCCGGACAGAACAUUUUGGCCACUUUCACCUUCUGGACGGAAUCAUUUCAACGAUUGGUCAGAGACAGUCGGAUUCAAACUUCCUUGGCUAUUGCCGAGGCCAUCCAAAAAUCUCCCAAACACAAACGCCCGGACGUCUUUGUCCAAAUCACAGGAGUGGGUUACUAUCAAUUCGGCACCACCGAGGCUCAAGAUGAAUACACCCCGGGUGUUAAUAAGGAUUUCUUUGCCCGAUUGGUCGCAGAUUGGGAAGCUGCUGCCAAGCUUCCAUCGGAUUGUGAUGAUGUCCGACAAGUAUACAUUCGAUCUGGAGUGGUUCUUGGACGUCAAGGUGGGAUGGUUCAGCAACUGUUUUGGCCUUUCUUCUUCGGGGUUGGAGGCCGAACUGGAAGUGGAGAUCAGGUCUUUCCAUGGAUUCACGUCAAGGACUUAGUUGGAGUCAUCGAACACUGCAUCGAAAAUCCCAAAGUCAAAGGAGUCCUGAAUGGUGUGGCUCCAGAGGUGAUCACGAACCUGGACUUUGCUCAGGCUUUUGCUGGGGCCUUGAAUCGUCCGUGUUUCUUUCCCACCCCUGGAUUUCUUAUGAAAAUGGUAUUCGGAUCAGAAAGAGCCUCCAUGAUCCUCGGAAGUAUGAAGGUGGUGCCCACACGCACGAUUGAAACCGGUUACGUGUUCAAGUACGGAACCAUCCGAGAAGCAGCCAAAGAGUUCAGCGUUGUUUCCCAUUCCGGAUGAGGAGUUUUUUACUGUCCAUGUUGAGCUAUGGAGUACAUAUGUUGUAGGGAAUCAUCAGACAAAUAAUACCAAUAUGCACACCA
This is a messenger RNA of Tigriopus californicus, 1217 nucleotides long. Its product is annotated as epimerase family protein SDR39U1-like. The record is from RefSeq and is a predicted model, not a curated record. Bases 88 to 1134 code for a protein of 348 amino acids. The transcript is spliced from 5 exons. NCBI's taxonomy places the organism in Eukaryota, Metazoa, Arthropoda, Copepoda, Harpacticoida, Harpacticidae.